AUGUCCCCCAAACCUCACAGCUCCACUAUCGCCAUGGAAGCAAGAGAAGGGAGAUCGGGCAACGCGUUUGCAUGCGAGCGCUGUCGUAAGCACAAAGUUCGGUGUGUUCCUUCAGACACGGCUUCGGUUUGCCAGAGAUGCCAGAAGGCACGCGUCGAGUGCGUCGAGCACGUCGCACGCAGAAGGCCAGCAAAACCCAGGAUAGACGGGCACACGCCCAACAAGAUGCGCGACUUCGACAAGAAGCUGGACAAAAUAUCUGCCAUUGUUGCCACCAUGGCUCCGGCGUCAGUACUGCAGCCCGCACUGCCCUCACUAACCACCGUGCCCUCGCAUUUCCCCGAGACAGCCCAGCGACCAUCUCCGCCGGCGCCCGCACCCGUGAAGGCGUCGCCUCCUGCUCCUGCGCCGGUUUUUCCAUCUCCCAUCUCUAAUGCCGGCAAUGGAGAGGAGUCUCUGUCCUUCUGGGGUUCGAUCAACGACACCUUGUCGUCCCUCGGCAGAAUUGAUCCCGUUAUCCGGUCGAUUAGUUUCGUCCACAUGCAAAUGCUGGUGGAUGCCUACAGGACAAUGUCCGAUUACUUCCCAUUCGUAACCCUAUCGAAGGAGCUCACUUGCCGCGAUCUGCUGCAGCAACGGCCCAUGUUGAUGUUCGCCGUCCUGACAGUAGCGUCGUACGAUUCGGUGCUUCUGCAACUGACUCUGAGCCGCGAGUUCCGCAAAGUAGUGACCGUCAAGGUCAUGAAUGGGGAGAAGAGCCUGGAUCUACUGCAAGGGCUUCUCGUCUUUAUAGCUUGGCAUCACCACUAUAUGGAUGCUCACGCCGUCUCAAUACCCAUGCUUCUGCAGAUAUGCGCUGGCAUCGCGGGCGAUCUGGGGCUAGACAGUCUGUCCACGUCGUUGAGAAGCCCUCUACAUAGAGAGGAUCCCGGAGAUAGAGAAGCGAAGCGAGCCUAUCUUGGUUGCUACUACUUGGCAUCCAACAUCAGUCUGACUGAGCCCGGUAAAGCUCGCAGCAUCUCGUACUCGACCACACUGCGCGCAUAUGCAUCUGAGCUUGCGUCGUCUUGGGAGCACAAGUCAGAUGCGAUAUUACCCAUUCUCAUUGAUAUCUGCCAGUUCACAGAGGACAUACAGGAGACUUUUACAGGGCAGACAGAGCAAGCUCUGAUUGUCCGCACGCAGGUCAAACGACUGAGCGCCAAGUGGGACAGCAUCUGCCUAGCUUCAAAGUUGCAGGCCAGCGACUUUAAAACAUUGCAGUGGAUACAGCUCGCCGCCUACACCUACCUCUACAAGACCGCAGCCUCGAUCGACUUGGCCGACCGCGAUAGCACACCAUGGGCCUCGGGCUUCCAACUCUCGUUGAGAGUAACCUGUCUGCGUUCGAUCGAGCAGUUCCUGGACAACAGUACGAAGCUCCAGUCUAGCCAGUAUGAGUUCUUGUGUCUGGUGGACUGGCUCAACCUGGUCUCUACAAUGACUAGUCUGAGCAAACUGGCGCUGCACUCGACACCAAUGCCGGGAUGGGACACGACCGAGCUACAGGUCGCGAAAUCGUUUGAUUAUUUCCGCGACCAGCUCGCCUCGCAAAUGCCCCGUCCUCGCGAUCCCCAGGAGACCAACGAGGACAUCUUCGAGCGCUUCCGUCGCAUCACUGCCGUCAUGAAGAUGGCUCUGACGAGCUCGUCUGGGAGAGCCAGUCCGGGUGGAAGCACAUUCCAGCUUGCAACUGGAUCUGGUCGGACUGUCUCGCUCUUGCAGGAUCUUCCGUUGCCAAAGAUGAAUGGUGCGGGUGGCGACUCGCAUCCCUCUUGGAAGCUCAAGCCCACUUUCGACCUCAACAGCCACCAGUUUCCAUGGAGGUUCAUCUCAGGCACAGUGUGA
Didymella exigua CBS 183.55 is the source of this 1887-nucleotide messenger RNA. RefSeq lists its product as uncharacterized. Gene Ontology annotation, biological process: regulation of DNA-templated transcription. Bases 1 to 1887 code for a protein of 628 amino acids. The record is from RefSeq and is a predicted model, not a curated record. The transcript has 4 exons. Gene Ontology annotation, molecular function: transcription cis-regulatory region binding; DNA-binding transcription factor activity, RNA polymerase II-specific; zinc ion binding. Gene Ontology annotation, cellular component: nucleus. Lineage: Eukaryota; Fungi; Ascomycota; Dothideomycetes; Pleosporales; Didymellaceae.